This is a messenger RNA of Lycium ferocissimum, 1296 nucleotides long. RefSeq names its product cis-prenyltransferase 4, chloroplastic-like. The record is from RefSeq and is a predicted model, not a curated record. Gene Ontology annotation, biological process: response to cold; polyprenol biosynthetic process; plastid membrane organization. Gene Ontology annotation, cellular component: chloroplast stroma. Bases 71 to 994 code for a protein of 307 amino acids. NCBI's taxonomy places the organism in Eukaryota, Viridiplantae, Streptophyta, Magnoliopsida, Solanales, Solanaceae. The transcript is spliced from 3 exons.
UAUCAUCAUCUCCCUCCAAACUCCAAGUCUAAAACUUUGCGAGAAAUAACCCUUUUUUGCCUUCACAAACAUGGCCUUGUCACUUCAACUCCAACAAAUCUUCCUUUCACCCACCCGAUUAAUUAACUCCCAACAACCAAAACCAAUAAUAGUAACUAACCCUCUAAUCUCCCCUAAUUUAACAACAAAAAGACCCUUACAUAUUAAUGCCUCUGCCCAAAACGCCGCGGCAAUUAGCAAGACUGACAGUGAGGAAGUAUCGUUGCCUCCAGAACUUAAUAGAGAAUUAAUGCCGAAACACGUGGCAGUUAUAAUGGAUGGGAAUAGAAGGUGGGCAAGAAUGAAAGGAUUGCCAGUUGCAUUAGGUUAUGAAGCGGGUAUUCGAUCACUUAGGAAACUUGUUGAGUUGUGUUGUAAAUGGGGAAUUAAUGCUCUUACUGUCUUUGCCUUUUCCGCCGAGAAUUGGUCCCGUCCUAAAACGGAAGUUGAUUAUUUGAUGGGCUUGUUCGAAAGAGGACUGAAAAAUGAACUUGAAGAGUUUGCCAGAGCAGGGAUUCGAAUGUCUAUUAUUGGAGACUCCAGCAAGCUCCCCAAGUCAUUGCAGGACUUAAUAGAUAAAGCUUCAAAGACUACUGAGGGAAAUUCUCGACUUCACCUUGUUCUUGCAGUUAACUAUAGUGGACAGUAUGAUGUUGUACAAGCUUGUCAAACCAUUGGUCAAAAAGUGAAGAAUGGCAUUAUCGAACCACAAGACAUUAAUAGUCUCCUAGUAGAGCAGGAAUUACAAACAAACUGUAUUGAUUUCCCAUGUCCUGAUUUACUUAUAAGGACUAGUGGGGAGCUAAGACUUAGCAAUUUCUUACUCUGGCAGUUGGCCUACUCUGAACUCUUCUUUUCUCUUUCACAAUGGCCUGAUUUUGGAGAAGCCGAAUUUUUGGAGGCUUUAUGUUCCUUUCAGCAAAGGCAGAGGCGCUACGGUGGACAGAGUUCUUAGCUUUAUGCCUUCAACUUUUGGAUUAACUGUGAGGCUGAACAAAUCUUAUUAAGACAGUUGAAGGUCAGUUCUUCUGAGAAACAAGUUUGGGGUAUGUUACAAAUGUAUAUAGACUUUAUUCUUAGUAAUCUACAUAGCCAUAUUUAGGCAGAGACUAUGGGUUCACGUGAACCCAUGCUCCUCUCCCUAGAUCAUAUAUAGAAAUGUCAUAUUUAUACAAAAUUACUUCAAUAUAUAUGUAUAACCCAAUCUCAAAGUGUUCUAUGGUGCAAUAAAUAGUGGGUGCACCUCUCCAAGUGAAA